CGGCGGAGGCGGUGCGGGCGCCAUGCUGGCGGCAGGGCCGGCCCGGGGCUGCUUGGCCCGUGUGGCGGCGGCCCUGAGCGGUCCGCGGCCCCGCGGAGGAGCCCGGCUCCUGGGGGGCGCCGCCGCGCCUCCUCCUCCGCCGCCGGCUCCUCCUCCGCCGCCGGCUCCGCGGCGGGCCCCGGGGCUGCGGACGCGGCUGCUGGCGGUGGCGCUGCUGGGCUUGGGGCUGGGGGCGGGCUGGCUGGCGGCGCGGGCCGAGAAGCGGCGGCGGCGGGAGGAGGAGCGGCGGCGGGCGCUGCGCCGGGUGGCCGUGGGCCGGGACGACUUCAGCCUGGUGGACCAGAGCGGGCGGCCGCGCGGCAAGCGGGACCUGCGCGGCGGCUGGGUGCUGCUCUACUUCGGCUUCACGCACUGCCCGGACGUGUGCCCCGAGGAGCUGGCCAAGCUGGCGGCCGCCGUGCGCCGGCUGGAGGCCGACCCGAGCCUGCCCCCCGUGCAGCCCGUCUUCGUCACCGUGGACCCCGAGCGCGACGACCCCGCCGCCCUGGGCCGCUACGUGCGGGACUUCCACCCGCGCCUGCUCGGCCUGACGGGGACCCCCGAACAGGUGCGCCGGGUGGCCCGGAGCUACCGCGUCUACUACAGCGCCGGCCCCAAGGACGAGGACCGGGACUACAUCGUCGACCACACGGUGGUCAUCUACCUGCUCGACCCGGACGGGCUCUUCGUCGACUACUACGGCCGCGGCAAAACGGACGAGCAGAUCGCCGACAGCGUCCGGCGCCACAUGGCCGGCUUCCGCAGCGUCCUCGCCUGAGCCCAACGGGGCCGCGGGGCCGGACCCCCGGGACCGCUCCUUCUCGCUAAUUAAACGGGCGACGCGGCCCGGGGUCGGGCCGCGCCGCCGGACCGCCGGUGA
Messenger RNA from Ornithorhynchus anatinus (platypus), 919 nucleotides. It is a transcript of the gene SCO2, whose product is annotated as protein SCO2 homolog, mitochondrial. The record is from RefSeq and is a predicted model, not a curated record. Bases 23 to 817 code for a protein of 264 amino acids. Gene Ontology annotation, biological process: mitochondrial respiratory chain complex IV assembly. The transcript has a single exon. Lineage: Eukaryota; Metazoa; Chordata; Mammalia; Monotremata; Ornithorhynchidae.